AUGUCUGGACUCACCGUCCCACAGCAAGGCCAGCAGCAGCCGCUCAACACCUCCAACUCGGCGUCUUCACUCCGCCGCAAUACCAUCGAGCACAACGAUGACCUGGCGCCUGUCUCCCGCUCGAGACGCAACUCGGCCUCCAAUGCCAGCAUGACGUCUCUGCCACUGACCGCCCCUUCCGCAGGAGCACCUCAGUCCGCGGCUGCUCGUGCAGGCUUCGUUCCACUCCCUUCUGGAGCCAUGCAGGCCACGGCCGAGAACUACGCCCUCACUGCUCCUGUCGACUGGAAGGAGUCUGACCAGCUCACUGCCUCGGGAACUCACGAGGGCAAGACCACGCUGUACAUCGGGAAGAGCCAGCGACCGGUCCACAUUGACACCGCAACGCUCAAGGAGAAGAGCUCAUACUUCCAGCGUACACUGGAGGAGGGCAGCGCUCACCCAGAGAACACUUUCGACGACCUGGAUGAGUUCGGUAUCGGCUUGUUCAAUCACUGGCUCAAGACCAAGGGGCAACUUCAAGGCCCGCAUGACUUCCACAGCCUUGCUCAUUACUUGAGCUUGUACGUCGUGGCACGCAAGUUUGAGGUUGAGCCGCUUCAGAACCAAGUCAUGGACCUCGUCCGCCACUACUACUCCAGCCAAAACAUGACCGCUCCCGCCUACCGCCUCGAGUACGUCUACCACUACACCCUCGGCCCCAACAAGAUGCGCGACUUCCUCGUCAGCACCGCCGCCUUCCGCGCGCUCGAGGACUCCCACGCUCUGGACGACCUCGUCCAAGCCGGACCUCUGAUGCACAAGUCCUUCUACCAGCCUGGCAGCUAUGUCAGCGACAGCAUUAAGGGCGUGCUGAAGAAGUAUCCGGAGAUGGCGGUUGACUUCAUUGAGACACUUGUCAAAUUGCACAGGUGUGGGGAGCACGAUGCCAGGCAUGGGCCGGAUUGCGAGUGGCACGAGCAUGAGAAGACGUCAAAGUGCAAGGAGGCUGGUCUGGAGCCAUGGCAGAGUGAUGGUGCGGGCGACGAGAAGCCUGCCGCCAAAGCUGACCCACCGAAGGCUGCUGAGCCGAAGAAGGAGGACCCCAAGCCAGCGGCAGCCCCGCCAGCAAAGCCAGCGGACCCAGCAAAGCCUGCGGACAAGCCCGCCGAUGCACGUAAGUCUUCCACCAGCGAUGCUGCCGUCGACGAUAACCCUCCUCCCACCUCUCAUUGGCGGAACGAGACGGAACGCCUGCAAUGGGAAAUGACUGAACGCGCUUUAGCCAAGAACGACGCCAGCCCGGCGAAGAAGUCGAUGGGCGACAGGAUGAAGGCCAUGAAGGAGAAGUUGCACUCGAAGAAGGAAAAGCCUGCGGACAAGCCGGCCGACAAACCAGCGGACAAGCCUGCUGAUAAGCCAAAGGACGACAAGGCUGCCGCUCCGGCGAAGAAAUAG
This is a messenger RNA of Saxophila tyrrhenica, 1437 nucleotides long. RefSeq lists its product as uncharacterized. The transcript has 5 exons. Bases 1 to 1437 code for a protein of 478 amino acids. NCBI's taxonomy places the organism in Eukaryota, Fungi, Ascomycota, Dothideomycetes, Mycosphaerellales, Extremaceae. The record is from RefSeq and is a predicted model, not a curated record.